UCCUUUUGACAUCUAGAUGAGAGUUUUAGCACAAACACACAAAAGUUUCAUUUCAUUCGCAUUCAAAGAAAAAAAUAAUUAUUUGGCGCAUUCGUAAUGUGGUUUAAAAAGGGAAAUGAAAACAACUGAAGUACGAUAUUCACUUCUAAAGCAGCAGCAGCAACAACAACAAGAGCAGAAUCAGCAACAGAACCAACUAAAUCACGACAACUACCUGCAACAUCCUUUUUUAUACGCAGAAAGCAACUCAGCAAAUAGUCCUUCAUCAUAUCACUUUGUUCCUCUGGUCUGGUGUACUCUUGGAGUCGUAACAAUUGCCGGAAUUGCCGUAAUAUCGUGUUGGCUAAAAAAAUGCAAGACAACAACACCAGUUACCACCUUUUCUACCAACAACAACAACAACAUCCAUCUCACGAACACGAACAACAACAUCGACAACGUCACCAAAAAGCACCUGCACCAUCCUCCUCAACUGCUUCUUCUUACACGACAAGCACCAAUUAUUACAGCAACUACAACAAAAACACCUACAACGAGAGCACCACAUUCUAUCAGAGCACGAGUCCGGGCUUCUUUGCACAGGACUUUGUCCGCUCUGGCAACACUAACAGCGGUCCGGCACCAGCGCAAGACACGAACGGCGUGAAUCCCGUCACCGUUCUCGUACACAAAACAAUCAAUUCCGUGCUGCAAAACAGCCGCAAGAUAAUUUUUCGCGUCUGCGAGGCCACAAAUGUGAAGCGAAAGUUCAAAAUGUUCAACAUGUAUUCGGCCAUGAGCCGUCGCAAUCAGGAGGCGGAAAAGGCAGAGCAGGAAUACACCGGGCACGAUCGGUUCUAUCAGGAAAGAUCAUCGCGAUCAAGUUUCCGUAAGAAGCGGAGGAAACAGUUGAGACGUGCCCGAUCUGUUGCCGAGUCGGAGGACUUUGAGAUACCCAGUCCGACUAAAGUUGGCUCUUCACUGCAACAUUCGGCAUCUGCCAAAAGACUUUUGUUUAGAGGGCGUUCAAUAAGUUCCGAGCAUGCCGACCAUUCGGACCCGGAACGCGAACACAGUGAACGCUCGCCGCUCGUGAGUGCCAAACUCGAUUCCCUGGCAAAAUUUAUCUUCAGUCGAUCAUUGGCGCAGCAACAACAGGCUGCUGGUACAAGUGCUGGAACACCAUCAUCCAAAGAAAGUUCACCAACAAGAAGCAGCAUAAAGUAUCAAUACACCGCUCUUGACAGCGGUGGAGCAUCGGCUGAUCGCAAUCCACGUGAGAGAGCGGCACGCGAAAGAGGGGAAUCGGCAUGUCGAGAAUGGUUGCUCAACACAGGAGGCAGAUACGAAAUUAUCACGCAUUUAGAUAACAUCGGAUCGCGUCAUAACAAAAAUUGGUUUCUGUUGAAUGAUAGCACCACCCGCACUGAUCGAUUGAUGACUUUACUAACGAUACCUCCUGACUCUAUUGCCUUAGAAGAAUUACCAUCCUCAGAAUGUCCCAAAGGUGCAUUAAUGGAGCUGCUUGGCUCCUUACAACAUCCGUACAUUUACCCAAUAUUAGAUGUAGGAUUUUUACACACUGACACCCAUCACUAUGCCUGUCUCGUGAUGCCGUUCAAUCCGCGUGGGAGUCUCAAGGAUCUCAUUUACAAGUCACUGUGGAGCGAGCCGUACAACAGAAAGUACACGAAAAAACCUGGUUGUUUGCCACUUGGACAAGUACAACGACUGGGUCGACAGAUAUUGGAAGCACUGCUAUUUCUACGUGAUCGUGGCAUUUCAACACACGGACAUUUGCAUAGCGGAAAUGUAAUCAUUCAAAAUGGAGUGGCAAGGCUCACGGGCAUCGAAAAUAACCUACUUGGAUUAUCGUCGCGUGUGAAUGCGAUUUUGUGGUCAGCAAAUUGCGCAGCGGAGCUCGAGAACAUUGACAUUAUCUGUUUCGGGAAUUUGUUGUACGAGAUGUGCACGGGAGCCGAGCUAAAGGGACGUCCGUCGGAAGGGCAUUUGCAUUUGGAUUUGGAGCGAUAUCCACAGGUAGCUGAAAUCAUGUCCAUGAUCUUCUACAAUGUCGAUGGACGAUAUCCGAAACCGGAAGAUAUUGUCAGGUGUGAUAUUUUUAGGAAUAUAGAUUUGCGGGAGAUGAGAGGCACGUGUAUUCCUUCAUUUAAAUAUGGAUUAAGUGCUUCAACGAUGAGUCUCUUGAACGCAGUUCGCAAGAGACAAGGAGUCCCGUUGGGAGGUUCUUACAGCGAAGGCAGUUCGCCAUGCACGCCACCGUCAACCCCACGGAAAUUAGGCAACGUCCAUGGCGAGGCUUGCAGCGAUUCCGAGCAUGUGCUCGACGAGAUAGUUGUCACAUCGACAUCCCUCGAUAAUUUUAGGCAAUACGACCCGUUACACUCCCCCAUUCAUAUAUGUGAUAAAAAUUAUGGAAAUGUUCAAUCAGAUGAUAAUAGUAGUACAAUAAUACGUGUUAAUAGCAUGGAAGCAGAGGAGCUGGUCUCUUGUGCUGCCGGCGGCAUUCACGGGCCAAAUGUUCAGUGCACGCAAACGCUGGCGCCAUGCACGGCAUACAAAAACUCCAAGAGUCGUCGCAUGGAAUACUCGAUGCGUGGCUUGAAGCUCGGCGUGAGCAAUCCGUCGCAGGAUUCCGCCUUCGGAUCGAUGACAGAUGGCGAAUUGUCGCGUGCCUCCAGCUUCAAACUCAGCAGUUUUCAAUCGGUUUCGUCGCCAAUUGACGAAGGUGUCGAAGACAUUGCCGAUCACCUGGAUCCGAGUCGGUGUUUCAAGUACAUUGACUCGUGCAGCAGUUCGCCGUGUCGUGGCGACAAGUCACCUUCGGUUUAUAGUUGUUCAUCACGCGAUCCGUCGCCCGUUUCGCCAGUUGGAGCAAGCGGCGGCGCUGGCAGUCAAGGCACGAUUUUACACAAUAAAUCGUCGACAACGCUACUGGAGCCGCCAAAACUCGUCAUCAAUGAUUCCUCUUCCAACCAAGCCACCAUCUACACUUCAUCGCCGAUCCGCAAAUGUGCCACAACGGAAGUUUUCUCGCAAAAAUACCGCGUUUCUUCGUUCGAAGACAUGUCGAUGCGUUACCAGAACAAAUUAGGUCCGAAUUCGAGCAAAAGUAAGGUCUUUCGGUCGUUCGACGAACAACAGCGAAAGACAAAAAUCACUUCAUCACCGUCCUCCUCGCAACUCAGUACCAAAUCAGCACAACAACAACAACAACAACCAAAACAACCAUUAAACAGGGUAAUUAAAAGCAACAGUAGUAGUAAUAAUUAUAGCACAUCAUCCGUAACUAGUUCCCCAUCGAUUUCUGUCUUGUCACGUUUCAUCAGUGGCAAGGAGAAAAAUAUCCUCUGGAAAAACAGCAUCUUAUCACGCAAGAACAACCUCAUCAAGAGCACCGAGUCCUUCUUCGAAAGCUCCUUCGACCAUCAUCAUCCGGAAUCCGAGCAUCUCCUAAACACCAGUCGCGAAGACUCUGGCGACGAAACCUUUUCGCCGCAACGCCAACAUCCAACAUCGCAUCGUCAUCAACCCGCAACACCAAUAACAUCGACAACGACACGCGCUAGUCCCACACAAGACAAAAGACAAUCAUCAUUAACUCCAGACCUCCUAGUCACGUCCUCCGCACCACGUAAAUCCCGUUCCGAGUCGCGGCAUCUCUUCUGUCUCGCCAAAUUGAAGCAAAAUCCCAUUCUCGAUAGUGUUGCGCUCGACUACUAUGUGUCGGAAGAGGAGCGCAACACACCAUCCAACAGCAUCGAUGACGGCCGAGACUACUCCGAGCACGAUAACUCGUCAAUCACAGACGACAGCGGCAACAAUUCCGAAAGACGUGGCAGUCUCUCGCAAACUGACAUUCGGAAAUUCAUCGAAGCCGAGCCCGGAGACAUUGAGGAAGAGAGCACGCCAUUGCUGGAUGGCAUGGAAAUGUCACCCAUCAUUUCGCCAACUAGUUCUGAAGAUUAAACCUUUUUUUGCACUUAUAUUUAGAUCAUCGUCGCUCGCUAAACUGGAGUUAAUAGUAGAUAACAAGGAAAUAUAAAAUUAAAUAAUAAUCGUUAAAAAAUAAUAAAAAUAGAAGAAUAACAAGAAAAAAAACAUUCAGAUGUCAAUCAUAACUUUAGACCAUUUUGACUUGUUUUUAGAAAAUAAUCGAUAACAAUUAAGCUCCAAUAAAGAAAAUUCCAAAUUAAAUAAAAAAUUAGAAAUAGAAAAAAUCCAAUGUUCAAAAAAAAUCAUUAGCUUCAAAUUCUUUACAAAAAAAAAAAAUAGUCUUAGGAUACCCACCACAUUCCAUCAAAAAUAUUGUAAAGCUUAAAAUAAUAUGAAAAUUUAUUGAAGUUGAUUAGUUUUAAAAUACGGAUAGAAAUUUAAAAAGGUCCAAAAAGAGAAAAAAAAAACAAAUAUUUCAUCAGUCACCGUCCUCAUUUCAAUUUUUCCAUUAAAUAAUUGUGAAAACUGCUUGAAAUAAUUGUGGUGCUGCCAUUUCAGCUUUCAAAAAAUUUUUAUAAAAAUUUAAACUAAAAAAAAACUUUAAGAG
Culicoides brevitarsis is the source of this 4543-nucleotide messenger RNA. RefSeq lists its product as uncharacterized. The record is from RefSeq and is a predicted model, not a curated record. Bases 352 to 3969 code for a protein of 1205 amino acids. Lineage: Eukaryota; Metazoa; Arthropoda; Insecta; Diptera; Ceratopogonidae. The transcript is spliced from 12 exons.